AUGGUCAAAUACGUGCUCACAGGUGUCGGUGGCCAACUCGGGGGCCACGCAGCGGACUAUGCAGUCGCACACAAGAGACCCGACGACACGUUAGUCCUCACGAGUUCCAACGUCUCGACACUCGCGCCGUCCCGCGUGGCCGCGUGGACACAAAAAGGUGCGAUCGUCGCACAAGCCGACUACGAAGACGUCGACAGUCUCGCGCGCGUUUUCCAGGACGCAGCUGCUGUUGCGUUCGUCUCGACGUGGCUCAUUGGCGACCGACGUCGAGGUCAGAUGGCCAACUGCAUUACCGCUGCAAAGGCCGCGGGCGUCCAGCGCGUGUGCUACACGUCAUUCGUUGGCGCCGGUUCGGCCCAACCCAACGACCAGCUGCCGUUCCUGCCUCGGGAUCACCAGUUCACCGAGCAGCUCAUCGUGGCGUCGGGGCUCGCGUACAAUAUCCAGCGCAAUUGGCUCUACCAGGACAACACGCCGCGCUUGUUUGCCCGCGCGUGGCCCUUUACCGGCGACCAGUGGCUCUCGAACAGUCACAAUGUACCGGGCGCGUACGUGGCGACCGAAGACUGCGGUCGGGUCUUCGGAGCGCUUCUGCUCGGAAAGCAGACGGAGAAUACGGUCGUGAGCGUCACAGGUCCCGAAGCCGUGACGGACCGUCAAGUGUUUGACUGGAUGAACGCUCUCAGCGGAUACAACGGCCAGUUCGUGGACAUGCCGGACGCAGAGCUACGCGCCUACUGGCUCGAGCGCGGGCUCCCCACGGACGCCGACGGCGACUUUGCCGGUCUUCCCGUGAAGCUGUGCAUCGAUGACCUCCUGUGCUGUGGUGAGACGUUGGCGAACGGGUCGAUGAGAGACGUGACGGAUACGGUCGAGCGCCUCACUGGUCGCAAACCACUGAGCUUCAAGGAGAACCUCUUGCAGUACAAAGACAUCUUUCCAAAGAACGGGACGACAGGGGCGUCAAAGUAG
Molecule: messenger RNA, 972 nt
Organism: Hyaloperonospora brassicae
Lineage: Eukaryota; Oomycota; Peronosporomycetes; Peronosporales; Peronosporaceae
Source: the annotation of a GenBank genome assembly